AAACAUUAAUUGGUUAGAUGGCAAUACCGUUACGUCCCUGAAUUUCACGGAGUGGGAAUGAAACCAAGCAAUAGGAGAUAACCCCGCGUUAGCGGACCAGAGCCCCGAACAGUCCGCUAACGCGGGGUUCCACUGUAUAUAUGUUUCCAGAUGGUACAGCGAUUGCAGAUUCUAGUACUGCAAGCGAUUUGGUUUUGGAUAUGAAAGGUAAAAGUUCAAAUAAACAUAUUAUCAAACAAGAUAAUACAAUAUUAUUUUGCUUUCAGAUCAACAUUUAUGGUCUCGUAAUGAAACAUUAUUACUCAUUAAUUUAUACAAAGAGUAUAUGGAAAUGUUCAACAAUCUAAAAAUUAGUUCAAAACAAUGUUGGAAUUAUUUAUCGAAAAAAAUGGCAAAAUCAGGAUACCAGAUAUCUGCAAUAAAAUGUUCGACAAAAUUUCAAUGUCUGAAACGAACGUACGAAGUUAUUACCGAUCAUAACAAGAAAUCAGGAAACAAUAGGAGAAAUUGGGAAUAUUAUGAGAUUAUGCAUGAGAUAUUUGGGACUAAACCUUGGGUUGAACCAAUAGCGACAGCUGGGAGUGGCAUAACUGAUAAUAACGAUGCGAAUGAAAAUAAAGAAAAUGAUAAUCCGGGAAAAUCAGGUGCUUAA
Monomorium pharaonis (pharaoh ant) is the source of this 652-nucleotide messenger RNA. RefSeq lists its product as uncharacterized. Lineage: Eukaryota; Metazoa; Arthropoda; Insecta; Hymenoptera; Formicidae. The record is from RefSeq and is a predicted model, not a curated record. The transcript has 2 exons. Bases 326 to 652 code for a protein of 108 amino acids.